CAGUCUAGUAUGUAAAAUUGCAAAAGCCUUGGCCUUCUUCUCCUCCAAAGUCCAAAACUCUCUAGUUUCUGUGUCUUUCCUGGAGAUUUACUUCAGCAAGUCCGAGUCUUUGGACCGAAGAGCAACAUGGGGGUCGCCGUCGGAGCUGCUUCUCGGAUCAUCCUUCUUCAUCUGCUACUUCUACUGAGCUCUCAUUGCCAUGGAUGUUCGGCUAGAUUGCUGAACGAAAAUCAUGGAGAGAAAUUCAUGGACCACAGUCCCUCUGGAUUUUCUAAAAUUGAUGGUGAUGGUCAUGCUCAUGCUCAUGCUCAUGGCAUGUCCCAUGCGGCUCAUCUCAUGAUGGACCCUCAAUCGAUGAUCUUCUUCACCUUGGAUGACCUCAAGCCAGGCAAAACCAUGCCCAUCUAUUUCCCCAAGAGAGACCCAUCAUCCUCCCCUCGCUUCUUGCCCAGAGAAGAGGCUGAAUCUGUCCCGUUCUCAUCCGGAGCCCUCCCUUAUCUUCUCGAUCACUUCUCGUUCUCAACCGACUCUCCACAGGCCAAAGCCAUGGAGGACACCUUGAAGCACUGUGAGUCCAGAUCCAUCAAGGGAGAGACCAAAUCAUGCGCAACCUCGUUGGAGUCCAUGCUCGACUUCGUCCACGGCAUCUUGGGAGGCAAAUCCCCCCGCUUCCGGGCCAUUUCCACCAGCCACUUGAUCGGAUCGAGCACCCGGUUCCAGAACUACACUAUCCUAGAAGAGCCUAGAGGCGUGCCGGCCUCGAAUAUGGUGUCGUGCCACACCCUGCCUUAUCCCUACGCGGUCUUCUAUUGCCACAGCCAGGAGACCGAGAACAAGGUGUUUGAGAUUGUCCUAGCGGGCGAGAAUGGGGACAGGGUAAAAGCGGUCGCAGUCUGCCACUUGGACACGUCGCAGUGGAACCGCGACCACCCAUCCUUCCGUGUGCUCGGAAUCGAGCCAGGGACCCUGCCGGUCUGCCAUUUCUUCCCCGCGGACAACCUCGUCUGGGUCCCGAUAGCUCCUGCUCUUAGCAUGAUGUGAUCGUGUGUUUGGGAAAUCUAAUUCUAUAUCAUUAGGCAUGUCAUUGUGUAUCUCUUUCUUCUUGUACUGUUUGGAAUGUGUGUGCUCUGCGCGUCGAAGCAUAUUAAUAAAGAACCCUUUAAUCCUAUGACACUCCUUGUGA
Messenger RNA from Rhodamnia argentea, 1183 nucleotides. RefSeq names its product BURP domain-containing protein BNM2A. The coding region runs from base 127 to 1041 and encodes 304 amino acids. The transcript is spliced from 2 exons. Lineage: Eukaryota; Viridiplantae; Streptophyta; Magnoliopsida; Myrtales; Myrtaceae. The record is from RefSeq and is a predicted model, not a curated record.